AUGCCUCGCUACAUGUAUUCAGUAAUCAUCUGCGUAAUAUUAAGUUAUUGUCUAUUCAAUAUCGAUCGAGUUUCCAUUGGUGUAAAUUCUUUUAUAAAAUGUUUGAUCGAUCCGCAAGAGAAAAUCAUUUCAACCGACAAAAAUGCAGAUGUAUGUGCUGAUCAUCAAUAUAAAAUCCGAUUAAUUACCCGAAAUCCAACAAUUAUUUAUAUCGAAAAUUUCCUAACUGAAAAUGAAAUAAAGCAUUUAAUUGAAUUAGCACGCCCGUUAUUUCUACAGUCAAAAGUCCAUGAUCCACAUGGAGUUCGUGUGCAGAAUAACUAUCGAACGUCAUCGACCGCGGACCUUGAACGUGCUGAAACACCUGUUGUUAAGUGUAUCGAACAACGAUACGCUCAAUUUCAAGGGAAUAUCAAUGUGGAAUACAUUGAACCAUUACAAGUUGUUCAAUAUACAUCGGACCAAGAGUUUAAGCCACAUUUCGAUUGGUUUUCUUCUCCGGAGGUAUUGAAAGAUCACGGACAACGCGUCACAACCUUUUUUACUUAUCUCUAUUCGAAUUGUACACAUGGCGAAACUGAGUUCGUUCAUGUCCGCUUUGACAAAGCUUUACACAAGAAAUUCUGUGAUAUUCUGACUUGUGAUAAGAAAUCUUCUCAANUUGCUAUAUCAUUCUUCUUUUUGAUUUUAACUACCAUGUUGGAUUUCUAUCACUAUCGCGUAUGGUGGCACUACAGACCAAAUUUAAUCCUGAGGGACUUCAACAUGCCAUUGACACCGCUAUCGCCUAAACAUAAACGAUUUAUUCCUUAUACUCUAUUGGGUGAUAAUCGUACUAUGCGUUUUGGGGAUAAAGCUUGUUCGAAAGGUGCUCAAUGCAAAAACCGCGAUUUGGAACAUAUAUUCAUAUUUCAUUUCAAAAGUUACAAUCCACAGCCACGUUAUUUUGAUAUCGAACAAACAACGGCAGGAAAAAAUCUUUAUAUUGGAUUUCAUCAAACUGACCCGAAAUCAGCUAUGCUCAUUGCUCACUCUGACUUUCUCAUCAGUACUGCAUAUGAGAGUACAAUGAUAGGUCAUGGUGUUUACUUUGCUCGAUCAAGAGAUGGAACAGAAAAUAAAGCGAAUCGUAAGGGUGCUUUCAUAUGUGCUGAAGUUGAGAUGGGAAGAGUGCUAAGAUUAAAUCCAAACGAGAGAAAUUUGUAUCGUGGCAAAAAUGAUUGGUGGUCUACACACGAUACAAGUUAUUUCUGCAAUGCUGAUCCACGCUUAGACGAAUUUUGUGUUAAAAGUCCAUCACAGAUCUUAAGAUGGAUCAUGGUCAUUGAAAAUGGAUUUGAUUCGAAAGUUUUCUCCUAUGGACUAGAUAGAGAAUUUGAUGAUACAAAAUGUUUAUGUAUUUGA
Molecule: messenger RNA, 1404 nt
Organism: Adineta ricciae
Lineage: Eukaryota; Metazoa; Rotifera; Eurotatoria; Adinetida; Adinetidae
Source: the annotation of a GenBank genome assembly